AUGAAAUUAAUAAAUCUUGUAAUUUAUUUUUUUCUUUUUGGAAUAGUAUAUUCUCAACCACCACAACCACACUAUGGUGUAUUUGAAUUAUCAGCAUUACGUGGUGGAGAAAAUAAACUUCUGUAUAGGGGUGCCAAUCUAAAAGCUUUUUCUCAAACACCAGCUAGACCAGGAGUGAUUGUUACUUUUUUCAGAUACAAUGGAGGUAUUGACAUUUACUAUUCCCAUAGGAUACAAAUUGUUGCAAAUCUUGAAGAGUCAGCGCGUGUAAUGACCCAAACUCCAAAUAAUAUGGCUACUAGUGGUAGAAUUGUUUCAUAUGCUUAUCAAGAGAUAUCUACCCAGGUUUUCAAUGGACUAAAUGUUGGCAAUUUGAAUGCUCUAAUCAAUGGACCCAAUUUAGUAACACCAGCUGGGCCAUUUAUUCCACAUGGAAGGUUGAUUAAUGUCCUUGCACUUUUGGCGAGAUGGAUUAGAUUAAAUUUUUCAACAAAUAUACAAAUCAUUGAAUUCAUUGAUGAUCAUCCAAGUUUUCCAAAACCUUCUGAAAGCUAUGAUAGCAAUGGUGGUGGCUCUGGAGUUUCCAAUGAUUUAGAACUUGCUUUUUACCAAAAGAAUCCAAAUGGUAACUAUUAUCUUGAGGAAAGAAAACAUAUUAAUGAAGAAUCUGACAAUCCUGCAGGAUUAUUGGGAUUAGUUAGUGAAGGUAUUAAAGAGGCUGCCAACGGUGUUAAAGUCACUGGUGUAAAUAUUUGGAAUAAAGCCAAAAGUAUUUUCAGCCAUGGUAAAGAAGCUGCCAGUAGUAAAACAAGUGCUGCCGUUGUAAAAGUUGAAAAUGAAGGUAAAGCAGUUGUCAAAGCUGGUGAAUCCGUUGUAAGUACUGUGAAAAAUGAUGGUAAGGCAGUUGUCAAUGCUGGCGAAUCUGUUGUAACCUCUGUGAAAAAUGAAGGUAAGGCAGUUGUCAAUGCUGGUGAAUCCGUUGUAACCUCUGUAAAAAAUAAUGGUAAGGCAGUUGUCAAUGCUGGUGAAUCCGUUGUAACCUCUGUGAAAAAUGAAGGUAAGGCAGUUGUCAAUGCUGGUGGAUCUGUUGUAACCUCUGUAAAAAAUAAUGGUAAGGCAGUUGUCAAUGCUGGUGAAACUGUUGUUCAAACUGUGAAAAAAGAAGCCUCAGUCAUUGUGAAAACUGGUGAAACUGUUAUUGAUUCCACAAGAAAAGGAGGCGCUGCAUUUGUUUCUGAAGGUGGUGCUGCAAUUGCUGAUAUUGAAAAAAAUGGUGCACAAUUUGCAAGAGGUGUUGUAGAAAUGGGUGAAGCAGCUGGUGAUGUUGUUGAAGAAAUGGCUGAAGUCUCAGCUGGUAGGUUAAUAGUUGAAGUUCUUGAAAUUGUAUAA
Dictyostelium discoideum AX4 is the source of this 1389-nucleotide messenger RNA. RefSeq lists its product as hypothetical. Bases 1 to 1389 code for a protein of 462 amino acids. The record is from RefSeq and is a predicted model, not a curated record. The transcript has a single exon. Lineage: Eukaryota; Evosea; Eumycetozoa; Dictyosteliales; Dictyosteliaceae.